AUGGGACUGACUGAUCAAGUGCUGCCGCCGGGAAGUCGAGUCACUAGUGUUAGUGCUCACGGAGCAAGCUUUUGGGCCAAAAUCUAUAAGCUUGAUGUUGUUUUUGUGGAUAAUAAAAAGCCUUGUUCGUAUUUCAUGAAGGUCUCCGAGUGUGACAUCGGCCUUGGGAUGGUGAUGGGCGAAUAUAAUGGCGCCUCGGCAUUGCAUCGCAUCAUUCCAGACAGGAACACUUCAGAGCCUGUGGCAUGGGGAACGUAUGUCAAGGAUCCGACCAAGCAUUUCUUUCUUGCAAUCUUUCGGGACAUCAAAGACGAAAUGCCACCAGGUGACAAGUUCACAUCCAGACUUGUCCACCUCCAUCAAAGCUCCGUAUCUCCCACGGGGAAGUUUGGAUUCCCUACAAGCUCUUGGCAGGGGACCAGUUGUCUGGAUACAAGCUGGUGUGACACCUGGGAAGAGUUCUUCACAAGAACGUUCCGCAGCAGCAUCAACUUUGAAUCUUCUGUUCAUGGUCAAACGGCUGAAAUAGAUGACCUGGCAGAGAAGAUGAUUACCAAAGUCAUUCCUCGGCUGAUUCGACCCCUUGAGACCGGAGGCAAAUCUAUCAAACCGUGUCUGUGUCAUGGGGAUCUUUGGCAUGGGAAUGUAGGCGUCGACCGGAAUACGAACGAACCUAUCAUUUUCGAUCCAUGUUGCGUUUAUGCUCAUUACGAAUGUUAG
Molecule: messenger RNA, 720 nt
Organism: Hyaloscypha bicolor E
Lineage: Eukaryota; Fungi; Ascomycota; Leotiomycetes; Helotiales; Hyaloscyphaceae
Exons: 3
Coding region: 1-720 (239 amino acids)
Source: RefSeq, a predicted model, not a curated record